AAAAACCACCACAAGUCGUCGUCGUCGUGUGGAAGAAUCCAUCUUAAACAGAGCACUCCGGCUUCGUGAUUAGCAAGCGGGGCUGCGUCGUUUUACUUUAAAGAUUGUCCUACCCCCCGAUUUGACAAGUGUAUAAUCACAACAUGGCUGAGAUCGAGCAGCAGUACAUGGAGACGUCCGAAAACGGCCACGAAGUCGACGAUGACUUCAAUGGAGCCGGCCAGGCCGGUGAGAACGCCUGCGGUGAAGGAGCUGGGGCCGACGACAAUUCGCAAAACGGCGGCACGGAGGGUGGACAAAUAGACGCGAGUAAAGGCGAGGAAGAUGCAGGGAAAAUGUUUGUCGGUGGCCUUAGCUGGGACACAACCAAGAAGGAUCUCAAAGAUUACUUCUCCAAAUUUGGCGAGGUGUCAGAUUGCACCAUCAAAAUUGACCAGCAGACAGGCCGGUCACGAGGCUUUGGUUUCAUUCUUUUCAAAGAGUCUGUCAGCGUAGACAAGGUUCUUGAACAAAAGGAACACAGACUGGAUGGGAGACAGAUUGACCCGAAGAAGGCUAUGGCCAUGAAGAAGGAUCCAGUCAAGAAAAUCUUUGUGGGGGGUCUUAACCCAGACACAGCGAAGGAGGUCAUUGAGGACUACUUUAAAACAUUUGGAGAGAUCGAGACUAUUGAGCUUCCCCAAGAUCCAAAGACAGAGAAGAGGAGGGGUUUUGUAUUCAUCACCUAUCAAGAUGAGGGUCAUGUCAAGAAAGUCAUGGAGAGAAAAUACCACACUGUUGGUGGCAGCAAGUGUGAAAUUAAAAUAGCUCAACCCAAAGAAGUCUACCAGCAGCAGCAGUAUGGCGCUCGUGGAUACGGCGGCGCGCGCGGCAGGGGCCGUGGAGGCCAGGGCCCAAACUGGAAUCAAGGUGGUUACAACUACUGGAACCAAGGUGCUUACAACCAGAACUAUGGAGGCUAUGGACAGCAAAACUAUGGAGGCUAUGGCGGCUAUGGAGGCUAUGACUACUCUGGUGGUUAUUACGGCUAUGGGGGUGGCUACGAUUACAACCAGGGCAAUACAAGCUAUGGGAAAACUCCAAGACGUGGCCACCCGAGUAGCUACAAGCCAUACUGAUCACACGUAGUGCAGGUCUAACGUAAAUAAGAAAAGAGAUCCAUGGUCUGACCACAGCGAACAUGGGCUCUGGCUUUUCCUUUGGAGUUGGCAGAAAUUUGGACUCAUGCUCCAUUUGUACAGAUCAAGUGAGGAAUUGGGGAAGCAAAUGUCACUUUUCCACUUUUUAUUUUAUAUUGUUUUGUCCAUUUACAUUUCCAGUGAUGGAAGUGUUAUUUUUACUGUACUUUUUGGUACCUUUUUGAAUCUAAUGUAUUGUAUGGUUGUAUUUUUACAUGUCUACUGGAUUUACAAACAGGAGCAAGAGCUUUUAAAGCUCACAAAUAAAACAAUUUAGCUUUU
This is a messenger RNA of Phycodurus eques (leafy seadragon), 1460 nucleotides long. RefSeq names its product heterogeneous nuclear ribonucleoprotein A/Ba (gene hnrnpaba). Gene Ontology annotation, cellular component: nucleoplasm. The transcript has 9 exons. Gene Ontology annotation, biological process: regulation of gene expression. The coding region runs from base 144 to 1118 and encodes 324 amino acids. NCBI's taxonomy places the organism in Eukaryota, Metazoa, Chordata, Actinopteri, Syngnathiformes, Syngnathidae. Gene Ontology annotation, molecular function: RNA binding. The record is from RefSeq and is a predicted model, not a curated record.